AUGAGUCUCUACAAGUUUCGAGGUUUCGUUGGUAAAAUAUCUGGUUAUUUAGCAAUGGAAGCAAAGGAUUUGAGGCUUCUAAAAAAAUUGAAAGAUUUGAGGGUUUUCUCCUUCAAUCUCUUCCAAUCAGGUUUCGUUGGCAAAAUAUCUGGUUAUUUAGCAAUGGAAGCAAAGGAUUUGAGGCUUCUAAAAAAAUCGAAAGAGUUUCGAGGUACAUCUCUAUCUCUCAUUUUCUGUUUGAUUUAUGGAUACACCCAUCUCCAAAAUUGCUAUAACUUUUCUUUUAGGUUUCGUUGGCAAAAUAUCUGGUUAUUUAGCAAUGGAAGCAAAGGAUUUGAGGCUUCUAAAAAAAUCGAAAGACAAUCUCAAAAGAAAAUCUCAUCUCCAUCAAGAGAUUUCUUGCCCAAGCCGUAUUCUUUUUUCCUCUAUAGGGUUUUCUCCUUCAAUCUCUUCCAAUCAGGUACUUCCGUAUAUAUAAUGUCUAAUGUUAACAUACAUGAAGAUCAUGAAAAAGAGGUGGAUGAGAUUGAAGAAGAUAACUAUAAGGAAGCAUUAUAUGAAAACAUUCGGUAUUUAUGGAUGGGAAUUCAAGCAAUUCUCUACAUGAUAAAUGAUUAUACAAAUAAUAUGUGUUGUGCACAUACUACACAUUCACUAACUAGGCAACCAAAAAUUAGAUAUGGAUAUGACUAUAUACAUAAAAUAUUAAAGGAGGAUCCAGAAAACUUUCGACAAGUUUAUAGAAUGUAUCCAAAUGUAUUUCUAAAAUUAAGCAAUAUCAUUAGAGAAAAAGGGCUCUUACAAGAUACUAGGUAUAUUUGUAUUGAAGAAAUGCUUGCAACGUUCCUACUCAUUGUUGGUCAAAAUACUUGAUAUUGCUUGAUUCGUCAAAAAUUUGGCUGAUCGCAUUUCACUACCAGCCGAAGUUUCAACAAGAUUUUACAGACGUUAAACAAAUGUGCAGUAGAUAUGAUGGUCAAAUCGGGAUCCGUUGUGCCAGAAAAAAUAAGGGAAAGUACAAGAUUUUACUCUUAC
Molecule: messenger RNA, 1035 nt
Organism: Olea europaea var. sylvestris
Lineage: Eukaryota; Viridiplantae; Streptophyta; Magnoliopsida; Lamiales; Oleaceae
Exons: 7
Coding region: 1-873 (290 amino acids)
Source: RefSeq, a predicted model, not a curated record